AUGGCUCCCACUCUUUCGACCCUUGGCCUUGCCACCCUCUUCAUGGGCCUGGUGUCGGCCCAGAAGCCCAUCAACGGAGAGGACAACCACCCUCCCAUCAAGACGUGGAAGUGCUCCCACGCCGACGGCUGCGUCGAGAAGACCAACUACAUUGUCCUCGACUCGCUCAUCCACCCCGUCUACCAGGCGGCCAAUGGCGAGAACUGCGGAUCGUGGGGCAAUGCUCCCCCCAAGAGUGCCUGCCCCAACAAGGAGGAGUGCGCCGAGAACUGCGUCAUGGAGGCCAUCAAGGACUACGAGCCCUACGGUGUCAAGACGUCCGGGUCCUCCCUGACGCUGCACCAGCUGUUCGAGGGCCGUCAAGUCUCUCCCCGCGUCUACUUCCUCGACGAGACCAAGCAGGAGUACGAGAUGCUGCAGCUGACGGGCAACGAGUUCACCUUUGAUGUCGAUGUCUCCCGUCUCCCCUGCGGCAUGAACAGCGCUCUGUACCUCAGCGAGAUGCUGGCCGACGGCGGCAAGAGCGAGCUCAACAAGGGUGGCGCCAACUUUGGCACCGGUUACUGCGAUGCGCAGUGCUUCACAACGCCCUUCAUCAACGGAGAGGGCAACAUUGGAGGUUAUGGAUCGUGCUGUGGCGAGCUCGACAUCUGGGAGGCCAACUCGCGCGCCGUCCACGUCGCUCCCCACCCGUGCAACAUUACGCAGCUCUACGAGUGCACGGGCGAUGAGUGUGCCUUUGAGGGCGUCUGCGACAAGAACGGCUGCGCGUGGAACCCGUAUCGCGUCGAGCAGGACGAUUACUACGGCCGCGGCGCGGAGGAGUUCAAGGUCGACACGACCAAGCCCUUCACCGUCAUCACGCAGUUCCCCGCCGACGCCGAUGGCAAGCUCACCGAGAUCCACCGUGCUUACAUUCAGGACGGCCGCCUCAUUCGCAGCGAGGUGGUCAACAACCCGGACCUGCCGCAGGUCAACUACCUCAACGACGAAUUCUGCGAGGCCACGGGCUCGCGCCGCUUCAUGGAGCUCGGCGCGCACGAGGGCAUGGGCGACGCCAUGUCGCGCGGCAUGGUCCUGGCCAUCAGCCUUUGGUGGGACGCCGGCGGUAACAUGCAGUGGCUCGACGGCAGCGCUCAGAACGCCGGUCCUUGCAACCUCACCGAGGGCAACCCGCAGAACGUGGUCAAGGUCGAGGCGGACCCUGUCGUCACCUUCAGCGAGAUCAAGUGGGGCGAGAUUGGCACCACCUUCAAGGCCGGCUGCCAGCCAAAGCGCAAGUAA
Messenger RNA from Verticillium dahliae VdLs.17, 1284 nucleotides. Its product is annotated as endoglucanase EG-1. The record is from RefSeq and is a predicted model, not a curated record. Gene Ontology annotation, biological process: carbohydrate metabolic process. NCBI's taxonomy places the organism in Eukaryota, Fungi, Ascomycota, Sordariomycetes, Glomerellales, Plectosphaerellaceae. The transcript has 3 exons. Gene Ontology annotation, molecular function: hydrolase activity, hydrolyzing O-glycosyl compounds. The coding region runs from base 1 to 1284 and encodes 427 amino acids.